AUGACCUCCAUCGGAACGGGCUACGAUCUCUCUGCCAGCACAUACUCUCCGGACGGGCGCAUAUUUCAGGUCGAAUACGCCAACAAGGCUGUCGAAAACUCGGGGACUGCUAUUGGUCUCAAAGUCAAGGACGGCAUUGUUCUGGCUGUCGAGAAACUUGUGCACUCUAAGCUGCUAGUUCCUGGCGCGAAUCGGCGCAUCCAAACGAUAGACAGACACAUUGGCCUGGCCGCAGCUGGGCUACCAGCAGAUGGAAGGACUGUUGCUAACCGCGCGCGUGACGAAGCCGCCAACUUCAGGGAGACAUAUCGCUCGCCACCAACAUUGAAAGCUCUUGCCGAUCGGUUAGGCCAGUUCGUUCAAGUUUACACGCUUUAUUCGUCGGUUCGGCCAUUUGGAACCAGCACCAUUCUUGGGGCAGUCGACAAGGAUGGGCCAUCGCUCUAUGUGAUUGAACCGAGUGGGGUAUUUUAUGGAUACCAUGGUGCUGCCGUUGGAAAGGGUCGUCAGCUGGCCAAGACCGAGCUCGAGAAACUGAAACUCUCUGAGCUCACUGCACGUGAAGCAGUCAUCGAGGCCGCGCGAAUCAUUUAUCUGGUUCAUGAGGAUGCAAAAGAGAAGGAGUUUGAGCUGGAAAUGUCAUGGAUAAGCCCGGAGACGGAUGGUCUCCAUCUUGCUGUGCCUCAAGACCUCUUUGAUGAGGCCGAGACCAAGGCAAAAGAAGAGCUCGCGUCGGGUUUCGAGUAG
Molecule: messenger RNA, 747 nt
Organism: Mycena indigotica
Lineage: Eukaryota; Fungi; Basidiomycota; Agaricomycetes; Agaricales; Mycenaceae
Product: Proteasome subunit alpha type
Exons: 6
Coding region: 1-747 (248 amino acids)
Biological process (GO): ubiquitin-dependent protein catabolic process
Cellular component (GO): nucleus; proteasome core complex; proteasome core complex, alpha-subunit complex
Source: RefSeq, a predicted model, not a curated record